Oldenlandia corymbosa var. corymbosa is the source of this 2380-nucleotide messenger RNA. The record is from the annotation of a GenBank genome assembly. NCBI's taxonomy places the organism in Eukaryota, Viridiplantae, Streptophyta, Magnoliopsida, Gentianales, Rubiaceae.
GGGGGAAGGAGGGGACAUAUUAUUUCUUUAUAGAGGAGAGGAGAUAGAAUAUAGAGAGCAUUUAUUUCCUCUUCCUCAUCUGAGACACAAACACACAGUGCCACUCCCUACAAUUCAAACCUAACCCCCCAAAAAAAAGAAAGAGAGGAAAAUCUAGUCUUUGUUCCAACCGAUCAAACAGAGAAAAAAAAAAAACCAAAGAGAGGGUUUUAGGGUUGAAAUUUUUGUUCGAGGGGACAAAAAAAGAUGAGAGAAAUCAUCAGCAUACACAUAGGUCAAGCUGGGAUUCAGGUCGGUAACUCUUGUUGGGAGCUCUAUUGCCUUGAACAUGGCAUUCAGCCUGAUGGCAUGAUGCCCAGGUCCGUUUUUUCUCUACAUCUUUUCCUAUUUGUUUUUUUUUUAUUUUUUUAUUUCCGUUUUUGGUUUCUGUGAAAUUCAGUUCCCCUGAUCUUGUUUUCUGUCAUGUUGUUUUGGAUAUUUUUGGCCAUCCCUAAUACUUCGUUUUUUUUUUCUUCAAAUGGGUGGCGUCGGCAUAGGCUGUAUUUGGUUCCAUAGAUCCGGAUUGGAAUUCAUGGUCUUCUUUUGAAUUUCCAUUUUUCGAAAUGGGUUGCGCUCAUUUUGUUCCCUCUUGUUGGAAUUUUGACAGAGUUGUUGUGUUUAUUUACUCUUUUUUUUUUUGUUUUUGCUUAUUUUGGUCCUCUUUCGUUUCAUUUUAUUGGGUUUUCUUGGUUGGUGCCAUAUGAUCGGUGUUGGAAUUUUGAAGAGAUUGGGCUGUUGUAAUUUUGCCCUGAAUUUGAAGUUCCUAUAAAUGCUCUUGGAUCUGAGUUGUAAUCUGAAUAUUUUAUCUUCUUGUGACACUUCGGUGGGUGUUGCACAUGAUGCUUUCAACACCUUUUUUAGUGAAACUGGAGCUGGAAAGCACGUACCCAGGGCCAUAUUUGUUGAUCUUGAGCCCACCGUUAUUGAUGAAGUCAGGGCAGGGACUUACCGCCAGCUUUUCCACCCCGAACAGCUCAUUUCCGGAAAGGAAGAUGCUGCCAACAACUUUGCAAGGGGGCAUUACACAGUGGGAAAGGAGAUUGUUGAUCUUUGCCUGGAUAGGGUGCGGAAAUUGGCUGAUAACUGCACCGGCUUGCAAGGCUUCCUGGUGUUUAAUGCUGUAGGUGGUGGUACUGGCUCUGGAUUGGGUUCUCUCUUGUUGGAGCGCUUGUCUGUGGAUUACGGGAAAAAGUCUAAGCUUGGCUUCACCAUCUAUCCCUCUCCACAGGUCUCUACUGCUGUUGUGGAGCCUUAUAACAGUGUUCUCUCUACUCAUUCCCUCCUUGAGCACACAGAUGUGGCCGUGCUCUUGGAUAAUGAAGCAAUUUAUGAUAUUUGUAGGAGAUCUCUUGAUAUUGAGAGACCUACUUACACUAAUUUGAACCGCUUGAUUUCUCAAAUUAUUUCAUCUUUGACUACUUCUUUACGAUUCGAUGGAGCCAUUAACGUGGACAUCACAGAGUUUCAGACCAACCUUGUGCCGUAUCCCCGUAUCCAUUUCAUGCUCUCCUCUUAUGCCCCGGUAAUAUCAGCUGAGAAAGCUUAUCAUGAACAGCUCUCAGUUCCUGAGAUUACGAAUGCAGUCUUUGAACCGUCAAGCAUGAUGGCCAAAUGUGACCCCAGACAUGGCAAAUACAUGGCUUGCUGCUUGAUGUACCGUGGUGAUGUUGUUCCCAAAGAUGUCAAUGCUGCUGUUGCUACCAUCAAAACCAAGAGGACAGUCCAAUUUGUUGACUGGUGCCCAACUGGUUUCAAAUGUGGUAUCAAUUAUCAACCUCCAACUGUAGUACCUGGAGGUGACCUUGCCAAGGUACAACGUGCUGUAUGCAUGAUCAGCAACAACACAGCAGUGGCCGAGGUGUUCUCUCGUAUUGACCACAAAUUUGAUCUCAUGUACUCUAAGAGGGCAUUUGUGCACUGGUAUGUGGGUGAGGGAAUGGAAGAAGGUGAAUUCUCUGAGGCCCGCGAGGACUUGGCCGCACUGGAGAAGGAUUACGAGGAAGUUGGUGCUGAAGGUGUCGAUGAAGAAGAGGAACCGGAAGACUAUUGAUUUUUAUGUAAAAUUGGCACCUCAUGAAUCCCAUUCCCAAGGGCCUCUCAUGGUCUCUUGGCUGUUUGUAUCUUUCUACUCGUCUUUUUUUUGUGUAUCUUUUGUUUGUUUAGAUAAAGAAGAAUGGAAGUGGUGAAAUUUGUUGUCUAUCUUUUCUAAUCCUUGAUGGAAUGAUAUGCUAAUCCCAAAGUUCAUUAGCAAACUGAAACCAGUUGUGAUAUAAAUAUGUUAGUGGUGGUUUUGGAGUUCAGCUGUCCAACCAAAUUUUACGCACUAUCACGCAAUUUUGCC